AUGGAGGUGUUGCAUAGCACUCCUACUGAGACGUUAGGUUCUCAUCCCUUUUCUUUUCCCAUACUGUCUCCAGAGGAACAUGGCAUAGCAGAUAGAGACGACGCAGUGCCUCCGAAGACCCUCAAAGAUAGGAUAUAUCUUAGGGUGUUACAUGCGGUGCAUAACAAUGGUGGUGAGGGGAAAAAUAAUGAAGAAAACGGGCACUGUGAUGAGGCGGUGGCGGAGGACACUUUGAAUUAUACUAUUGGAAGCGAAACAGAGAGUCAAAUGUGUUUGGAUUUUGGAGAUGUUGAGGGUUUGGCUGUUGAAGAUAUUAUGCAAAAGACCUUUAGAACUGAUGAUGAUUCGUAUGAGUUCUACAAAAAUUUUGGUCAAUAUCAUGGGUUCAGUGUCCGAAAAGGGGACUCACGAAGGGAUGAUGAUGGAAAUGUUAGGAGGAUGAGUUUUUUUUGUAAUAAGGAGGGAUUGAGAGAUCCUAAGCACUAUAAUAGACUGGAUAGGAGGCGAGUACAUAACCCUGAGACGAGAACAAAUUGCAACGCGAAGUUUUCUGUUCACCUAGAUAAGAGUGCUUCCGUAUGGCAAGUGAGGAAGAUCAACAAUAACCACAACCAUGAAUUGACUCCCCAGGUAAUGGUACACCUAAUCCCAAAGUAUAGGUCAUUGACUGAAAGGGCGAAAGCGCAAAUUGAUGGAUUCCGUGAGUGCGGGAUAUCGACGGCAAAAACAAUGCGAUAUAUGGCAGGAUUGUCGGGUGGGUAUUCGUUGGUAGGAUUUGUAAAGAAGGACGCAUACAAUUAUAUUGACAAGCAAAGGCGUAAGCAAAUUGUUGACGGAGAUGCUGAAUCUGCGAUAGCCUACCUAGAAGGAAAGGCAGAGGCUGAUCCUAUGCUGAUGGCAUGGUACAAUUUGAUCGAGGAUAGAAUGCUUGCAAAUAUGUUUUGGGCCGACGGGGGAAGUAGGUUGGACUACCAAUAUUUUGGAGAUGUUCUGGCUUUCGACUCGACUUACAAAAAAAAUAAGUACAACAGACCACUGGUUAUUUUCUCAGGAUCAAACAAUCACAAGCAGACCACGAUCUUCGGCUUUGGGCUAGUGUUGGAUGAGAUGAUAGGGUUAUAUACUUGGCUAUUGAAGAGCCUAUUGGAGGUAAUGUGCCAAAAGAUGCCAUCUGUGGUUGUAACCGACGGUGAUGAAGCAAUGCGGGAAGCUGUGAGAGUGGUAUUCCCUAGAGCAACCCAUCGGUUGUGUAGGUGGCACUUUGAGAAGAAUGUCAUGUCAAAUGUAAAAGAUGCAGGAUUGCGCGCGCAAUUUAGUCGGUGGCUUUAUGCAGACAUUGCAGUUAACAAAUUCUUGACGGAAUGGAGCCAGGCUGUUGAGGAGUUUAGUUUGCAAGAUAGCCUCUGGAUAAAUCAGGUAUUCGGGAAGAAGGAUAUGUGGGCGAAUGCGUACCUAAGGGAUAAAUUUUGUGCUUGUAUAAGAACGACGUCAAGGUGUGAAGGUAUAAAUAGCGUUGCAAAGAACUUCCUUCAGUCGAAGCAUGGGAUGCUUGAACUUGUUCAAAAUUUGGAACUGAUGGUCCGUGACUAUCGAAACAACGAGUUGUUGGUGCAAUUUAGAUCAAUUGACAGCGUUCCGGUGAUAACGACAAGCUUGGAAUCACUAGAGCGUUGCGCUGCGAGUCAUUAUACACGUGCAAUAUUCGGGGAUGUUUGA
Messenger RNA from Arachis ipaensis, 1716 nucleotides. The record is from RefSeq and is a predicted model, not a curated record. Lineage: Eukaryota; Viridiplantae; Streptophyta; Magnoliopsida; Fabales; Fabaceae.